Toxoplasma gondii ME49 is the source of this 2562-nucleotide messenger RNA. RefSeq names its product ribosomal RNA large subunit methyltransferase I, putative. The coding region runs from base 1 to 2562 and encodes 853 amino acids. Lineage: Eukaryota; Apicomplexa; Conoidasida; Eucoccidiorida; Sarcocystidae. Gene Ontology annotation, molecular function: RNA binding. The transcript is spliced from 8 exons. The record is from RefSeq and is a predicted model, not a curated record.
AUGCUGCCUGUCCGGCAGGGAAUCAAAUGCUUGCUCGAGCCAGCGGUAGGAACUGCUCUUCUGUCUCAACACUUGCGCUCACUGCAGAAAAUUCGCUACUGCUGCCGUCGAAUACGGAGCGAAAUGUCUCACGACGUUCUGAACCAAGGCCACACGCCCGCUGAGCCUGUGACUUUCUAUUCGCAGCAUAAGGCCGUUUCGCGCAGACAGUGCUUCUCACUUUCUGUGGCGAUUUGUAGACCCCUCCAGAGUCGACCGCAGGGUGCCGGCCAGCUUCCUGCUGUCUCCACUGAGACAGACACAGAUGUCUCCCCACCUCGUUUGCGGGUGUCUCCAGUUUGUCUUCGUGAAUUCCUUUCCACCCCGCCCGAUACUAUCUCCUACCGUAUAUCUGGGCGAGGUCCGUUUUCCCGUUGCCGCGGGUGGGGUGUCUGCCCCCGCGUUUCAAUCGCGCUCACGUUGGCCUCCCCGCUUCGCUGCGCUCGAUCGCCUCUAUUUCCAUUUCUGUUCACCAAUAAGGAAGGCCUCUGCUCGGUGACAGGGCUGCCAAGGCGCUGUGAGGCUUUGCCGCCACUCAGGACAAUGUGCUUAGCUACCAAGCAAGGCAGCCUCAGAGACCGUUCUACUGCUCCCCGCAAUCGACGGUUCCCUCCAUUCUUACCAGCAGAUCCAGUUUGUUGUGAACAUUCUUCAAACGCGAAUCGUGUCCUGAGAUCAGCGACCUUGGCGAGUAGCGAGGAGGCGACGGAGAGCCGAGACCGCAUCACAGAGGCGAAACGAUCCCCUGAGGCUGCACGCUCGCUCACGUGCCGAAGUCUUGCGUUUCCGUCUCACGAUCCGCCAUGUGUGAAGGGGAACCUGCACACGACAGAACGCUCUGAUUCUACCCGGAAAUUCCGCAACCUUUUUUCCUUGGUGUCUUUCACAUCGACAUCUUCCCAGUGGCCACGAAUUCUGGUGGGAAGCCAGGGGAACUCUUCCGUCUCGCGGCUCUGGAUGUCUUCGUCUUCUCGACCUUCUCCGGCUCUGAGAGCGUCGUCCGCCUCAGAGGAGACGGACUUGGUUGGAGAGGCAACCAUAUGCAGAGAUGUCCUCACACCUCGCGGCAUUUUGGUUCUAAAGACUUCUUCAGGAACCGGGAAAGCGGACGCAGGAAGUCUUCCAGGCGGCCCUUGGAUUUUCAGCAACCAGGUGGCUUCCUGUUCUCUUCACGCUUCUCUGGAGAUGUCUAGCAGACGAGGCCCGACGCGUCACGGUGUGUUGCCGCCUUCAUCACCAGAUGGGAUGGGAGACGAAGCGCGCCCGAGCGAGAAGAGACCAGAGAGCACCCUGGUCCGCGUCCAAGAUGAAAGAGGCAUUUCCUACGGAGUCGCUUACUACAACCGUCACGCACUGAUUGCGGCGCGCGUCCUCUCUGAGGAUGCGGGCGAAGCCAUAGACGAUAGCUUCUUUCGCAGGAGGUUUCGAACGGCUCUCGAGAGUAGACUUGCUUUCUCUCGGUCUUUUUCCUGGAACAUGCGCAAAGCCAAGAACCGCGACACUGCGACCACUCAUCAGAGCCUGUGCGACAACCGCGCGGAGGCGGCAGAGUCCGGGGACAAUUUUUUCCGCCUGGUGAAUGGAGAAGGAGACGGGCUGCCCGGCCUCGUUGUAGACCUUUACGGCAAAUACGCAUGCAUCCAAUCCCUCACCCGCGGAAUGGACUCUCUCAUGCCGCUGGUAACCUCAGCCCUACGCGGUCUACUCGACCUUCGAGGCAUCCUCGUUCGCAGAGACAAGCCAGACCGUGCUCUCGAAUUCCCCGAUUCUCCCACCAAGUUCGGCGCUAGUGGCGCAUCCUCUCCGGCGUGGAUCUCCGAGCCGGAAGUCGCUGCAGGUGAUAUCCCACGCGAGGUGGUGCUCACAGAAAAUGGCUGCGUAUUUGCCGUAGAUUUAAGGCAGCAACUGGAGACAGGCUGGCGCUUUGACCGCAGAGACUUCCGCAGACAAGUUGCGUUGCUCAGCAGAGGCAAGCAGGUUCUCGACCUCUUUGGUCACUCUGCAGCGUGUGGCAUCACUUGCAUGCACCUGGGAAAAGCGGAGCGGUGUGUCGUUGUGGAGAGCAACGAACGGUCAGCACAGUUGGCUCUCCAGAGCAUGCAGCUUAAUGGAAUCGGCGACAAGCUCGAAAUUCACCAAGAGGACGUGGACAAGUGGAUAAAAAAUUACGCGGACCAUCUUGAUAACGAUAGAGAUCCCUGCUACUUUGACGUUGUCAUUCUCGACCCUCCAAAUCUUGCACCGCGCAAAAGCGACGUGCCUGGAGCCCGGAUCUCUUUUCAACGGCUAGUCGAAGCUGCUGCCCGUCUCACAGCCCCGGGCGGCUUUCUCGCGAUAACAAAUAGCAGCCGACAUUACUCUCAUGGGACGUUCCUCGCGGAUGUUUCUGCCGCAUGCGCGAGCGCUGGAUGUUCUGCGACAUUGUGCGCGGAAGGCGGAGAGGGGUUCGACUUCCCUGUGGACGUGAGGCUGCCACGAUCUCCUGAGCUGCAGUGGGCAGUUUUGGAGCUCUCUGGCCGGUAG